AUGGAAGAAGCUCUCGCAAAUCAACAAACUGCUUGCUAUUCAGUUGCUCGAGCUCUCGACAAUUUUAAGAAGAUCGCAAGUUCAAUUCACUACUUCAAAAAGGAGACCUUCGCCUUCCACGAGGACCUCUAUCAGGCAGCUAUGGACUACAUGAACGAGUGCUUGGAGGAGCUGGUUCCAGUCGUAAGUCGUGAAACCUCUUUCAACGCUUCGUUCGCGCAUACAGACUCUGCGUCAUUAUCGGUCAAACAUCUUCCUCCCAUCAAAUUGCCGCCGUUCACCGUGUCAAGUUUAACAGGCUCAGCUCGCGAUGCGAUAUCAGGUAUUAAAGUCACCGCGGAUAACUUCUCGGUUGCGUGGAAAGCAUUAACAGCGCGUUUUGAAAAUAAGCGCCGAUUAAUUGAGACUCACAUUUCGAAUUUGUAUAAUCUUCCGAAAAUGACUCGUGAGUCAGCUGUCGAGCUUCACGCCUUACGCGAUAAAGCCGAACAAGCGAUCUCAACAUUGCAACGUCUUAAUCGUUCGCCGGACGAUAUAGUCAGCGACAUUGAUAAACACAUGUCGAUCAAUUGUCAAAGUAAUUUCACAUGUCGAACAUGUAAUAAACGACAUCAUUCUAUGAUUCAUCUCGAUUCGGACUCAUUGCAACAAGUUACAAAUGCGAACAAUACGUCAAACGCGAAUGACGUCAUCGACAACGUGCCUAACGUUACGGCACUCUCAUCAGUUACAAUGACAACUGCGCCGACUCCUGUUGUCUUAUCUACUGCAAAGGUGAAUUUGCAGGCGCCUUCUGGACGCUCAUUGGUUGUCAGAGCCUUGAUUGACGGUGGAUCAGAGCUCACGUUUGUGACGGAGCGCGUUGCUCAAAUAUUACGUCUCAAGCGUAUACGAACGCUUACUUCAACGUCGGGAAUAAGCUGCGCUGACACCGGUACAUGCCGAUCUGCGGCUCUGAUUCACAUCACUCCUCGCAAAAAAUCGAAACCAAGGUUCACAACGGUUGCCUAUAUUAUGAAGGCAUUAACGAGGUAUGCUCCCAGAAACGCUUCGCAAUCGCAAGAUUGGAAACAUAUUUCCAAUCUGGAAUUGGCUGACGAUGAUCCUACCGGAUCAACACCGAUUGAUCUCAUAAUAGGAUCCGAUUUAUAUAAUCACGUACUCGUUCACGUACGUAACGGACCGCUCGGUCAACCAGGUGCAAUUGAAUCGCAUUUCGGAUGGAUCCUAUCCGGAACAACCUCUAUCCCGAAUCACGUGACACAACCCUCUCAUGUGGUAACUUCAACUCUCGUAAUUCCGCCUGUUGAGGAUGCGAGUCGCGUCGUGCAAUCAGCUCAGUUAAAUCAACGUUACAGUGUUGUCGCUCAUUGUUGUUCUCUCGAAAAUCAAUUGUCUAAAUUCUGGGAGGCAGAAGAAACACCUCAAUCAAUUGAAAUGUCCCCAGAUGACGAACAAUGCGAAGAACAUUUCAAACAAACGCAUUCGAGAACAUCGGAUGGGAGAUAUAUCGUGCGUCUGCCGUUUCGAAACGGCCCACCCAUCGAAAUCGGUGAAUCUCGCGAAAUAGCCGCGCGUCGGCUUUCGUCGUUACUUCGGAGAAUUAAUAAUCAACCUGCGAUUAAGCAGGAGUAUGCUGAAUUCAUGAGCGAAUACGCACAGUUGAAUCAUAUGAAAGUAAUCGCACCGGUGGAUUCAGUAAAUUCACAAGUCGUGUACAUCCCUCAUCAUCCGGUCAUUCGAGAGACUAGUUCGACAACUCGGUUGAGAGUCGUAUUUGACGCCUCAUGCACAACCUCUAACGGUACCUCGCUCAAUUCUCACAUGUUUACUGGGCCUAAACUACAGUUAGAUCUGCAAUCGGUUUUAUUACGUUGGCGACAGCACAAAUACGUUUACUCCGCAGACAUAGCGAAAAUGUAUAGACAAAUAUUGGUCGACUCGCGAGAUAGAGAUUAUCAACGCAUCCUAUGGAUAGAUGAAAAUUCGAAUAUUCAAGAACAUCAACUCCUUACGGUAACAUACGGUACGGCUUCCGCACCGUUUUUAGCUCUUCGAGUCAUUAAUCAGUUAAACGAUGAUGAAGGAAGCUCGUUUCCACUAGCAUCUGCGGUUUUAAGCGAGAACGUCUAUGUGGACGACGUGCUGUUUGGGGCCGAAGAUAUGCCUCUCCUUAAACAGACUCGAGAUCAAGUUUGCAAAUUGUUGAAACGCGGUGGAUUCGAUCUUCGCAAAUGGGCGAGUAACAAACCGGAGUUGCUCUCAGAUAUUUCAUCGGAUCAUCACGGGCUCGCACAGCUUAAAUUAUUCGAGACUGACAACAAUCUGAAGGUUCUCGAUACCAAGAGCAUCGAGUUACACGGUUUCGCGGAUGCUUCCCAAGUAGCUUACGCCGCAGUAGUUUUUUUGAGAGUCACAACAUUAUCCGGUCAUACAACUGUUUCGCUCCUCGCUGGGCGAUCCAAAGUCGCGCCUAUCAAACCGCUGACAAUCCCUCGAUUAGAAUUGUCAGCUGCGGUCUUAUUAGCGCGCCUAAUUGAAUUCAUCAGAAAAUCUCUUCAUUUCACGAAAAUGCCAGUCCAUUGUUGGACAGAUUCGAGUAUUGUGCUUGCUUGGUUAAACAAGCACCCAUCUCAUUGGAAAACUUUCGUCUCGCAUCGCGUAACAGAGAUUCAAACACGAGUAUCUGAUGGCAUUUGGCAUCAUGUCAGUACACAUGAAAAUCCCGCUGACUGUGCAUCUCGCGGUUUACUCGGCACAGAAUUAAGCGCCUUCGACAUUUGGUGGCGCGGACCUUCAUGGUUGAGUCUUAAACAGGAUGAUUGGCCCACAUUCACAAUAACGCCGAUAGACGAAACACAGUUAGAAGAAAAACCGUGUCAAGUGCAUCAAGUGAACGCUAAUGAACCGUGGAAUCUCACUACUCGAUAUUCAUGGUGGCCAAAAUUAAUACGUAUUACCGCCUACAUUUACCGUUUCAUAAGGAAGUGUAGAAAGAAACACACAAUAGGAUCGAACAACAAGUCUCAAUAUCACGCUCUUACUACAGUUGAAUUCAACGAAGCACGAAACUUCUGGCUGAACUUCAUUCAGUUAGAACUAUUCGAAAACGAGCUCCAUAAUUUAAAGUCAAACAAACCGUUGCCUACUCACAGUCCAAUUCUCUCAUUAAAUCCGUUCCUGGAUUCUGACGGUCUAAUUCGCGUUGGGGGGCGAUUAGAACACUCGUCAUUAUCUUUCCAGUCCAAGCAUCCAAUCUUAUUAGCCAACCAUACGAUCACUACCAUGAUCAUCCGUUAUACGCAUGUUGUAUCUCUCCAUGCCGGUCUUCAAUCCACUCUUUCAAAACUUAGACAAGAGUUUUGGAUUUGA
Messenger RNA from Nylanderia fulva, 3372 nucleotides. Lineage: Eukaryota; Metazoa; Arthropoda; Insecta; Hymenoptera; Formicidae. The record is from RefSeq and is a predicted model, not a curated record.